AUGAAGUUAGACCUCUGCUAUUUCCUUCUCUUCUGCUUUCAAGUUGAAGUCCUAACAGGAGAAAUCAAUGAUUCUGCCAAGUCCGAGAUGUUUACCUUUCACGAUGGAGGCAUACAAAUUUCAUGCAAAUUCAGUGAGAUUGCCUUGCAAUUUAAAAUGAAGUUGCUAAAAGGGACAGAAGUACUCUGUGAUCUCACUAAGACAAAAGAAAGUGGUAACACGGUGUCCAUUAAGAACCUGAAAUUCUGUCAAACUCAGUUAUUCAAUGACAGUGUCUCCUUUUUCCUGUAUAAUUUGGACAAUUCUCAUGCCAGCUAUUACACCUGCGAACUGUCAAUUUUUGAUCCUCCUCCUUUUCAGAAGAAGAAUAUUAGCAGAGAAUAUUUGAAUAUUUAUGAAUCACAGAUUUGCUGCCAGCUGAAGUUCUGGUUACCCAUAGGGUGUUCAGCUUUUGUUGUAGUCUACAUUUUUGGAUGCGUAUUUCUUUGUUGGCUUACAAAAAAGAAGUAUCGAUCCAGUGGGCAUGACCCUAACAGUGAAUACAUGUUUAUGGCAGCAGUGAACACAGCCAAGAAACCUGGCCUCACAGGUGUGACUCAUAAUUUGGAACUUUGUGGCACCCAGGCAUGAACCACGUGGGCCAGGUCCCCUCUGACUUGAAGCGCAAGAUUCCCACGUCCCCUGGACCACAGAGAGUCAGACUUGAUUUGAGUACAUGCAUCUUCUGCUGGUGUUCUGUUCAAUCUGGACUAGUGACUAUCGGUCAACAGGGGUUUUAAAAGGCUGCUUCGGUACUGUUGGGUUAUCAAAAACACCCUCUUGCAAUUAGUUUUACAGAAAGCCCAGCUCGUGUGUGCUCAACAAAUAGACCUCACUGGGAUGGAAUUCCUAUCUUCAUAUCUGCUUCUAGCAAUGCACCAGCCAGGAGAACAAACACAUCUCCAGAUAUUUUUAAAAGAUGCCGUGGGUACCGAAUCUGCAAAGCAAAUGGGCCGCCAACGGCCAGUAUCUCUCUGCACUUCACCUAUAGACUACCUCUUCUUCCUCUAGGGCUGAGCAUUCCUUUUUAGCCACACAGUAGGGGAAGGUGCUUCGAAAUUAUAGCUAUUUUAUUUCUGAGGUAUCAACAUGUAAUUGUACUAUUACAAUAGGUUAGUGCACAGUACUCUUUUCCAACAUCUGAACCCCAGUCCUCUAUUCCCAAGAGUUUAGAUGCCUUCUUCUGCCUUCAGUUUUCCUUUUUAAAAUACUCUACAUGACUACUUGACAGGCAUUCUG
This is a messenger RNA of Puma concolor (puma), 1278 nucleotides long. It is a transcript of the gene ICOS, whose product is annotated as inducible T cell costimulator. Lineage: Eukaryota; Metazoa; Chordata; Mammalia; Carnivora; Felidae. The record is from RefSeq and is a predicted model, not a curated record. Gene Ontology annotation, biological process: T cell costimulation; cell-cell adhesion; T cell tolerance induction.